AUGGCAGAUCUAAAAGAAGGAGGAGUCGUGAAGAAAGGCCAUGAAGAAGGUCUGAAACUUGCAAACUCCAUUCUUGAAGAGUUUUGUCUUCCAUUGGGUCUCCUUCCUCUUGCUGAUGUGAUUGAAGCAGGGUUCGUGAAGAGCACUGGUUACAUGUGGAUUGUGCAGAGUAAAAAAGUCGAACACAAUUUCAAAUUGGUCAAAAAGAUGGUGAGUUAUGAUACUGAAAUUUCAGGGUUUGUGGAGAAGAAGAAGAUCAAGAAAUUGAAGGGUGUGAAAGCUAAGGAGUUGAUGUUGUGGCCACCGGUAAAUGACAUCACUGUUGAGGAUCCUCCCACCGGAAAGAUUGUGUUCAAGAGUCUCGCCGGAAUCACCAAGACUUUCCCGGAGGAAGCUUUUGCUGCCGGUCAGUAG
Lactuca sativa (garden lettuce) is the source of this 414-nucleotide messenger RNA. RefSeq lists its product as uncharacterized. The record is from RefSeq and is a predicted model, not a curated record. Lineage: Eukaryota; Viridiplantae; Streptophyta; Magnoliopsida; Asterales; Asteraceae.